CUCCGGGUGCUGCUCGUCCUCCGCGGGCGCCCAUGGAGGCGGCGGGGGACGCGCCUGCGGGGAGCCGCGGGGCCGAGGCCCUGCUGGGCGAGCUGGAGGCGCGGGUCCAGGACGUGGUGAGGGCGAGCUCCUGGUGGGAGCGCCACGGCGUGGACUGCGCCAUCCUUGCCCUCAGCCUUCUUGCCUUGCCGCCUGGGUUCCUGUGCCUGCGCUCUGAGAACCUCCUGGUCUUUGCCCUGGGCAUCACGGUCCUGGGUGUGUGCCACUACACGCUCACUGUCAAGGGCAGCCACCUGGCUACUCACGGCGCCCUCACCGAGUCUAAACGCUGGAGCAAGAUCUGGAUGCUUUUCUUUGUGGAGGUUUGCACAUCCUUCACUGCAGAGUACGCCAAGUAUGGACACGUCAAGAUGCAUCAUGCCUACACCAACGUGCUGGGCCUGGGGGACUCCAGCACGUGGCGGCUGCCUUGCCUCAACCGCUAUGUCUACAUGUUCCUCGCGCCUCUCCUGAUCCCCGUCUUAACCCCGCUGGUGGCUGUUGAGCGGCUGAGAGAGGUGGAGCUCAAGACGGCUCUGCGGACCCUGGGCCUGAUUUCCCUGGGCCUUUACUCUCACUACUGGGUCCUCCUGAACGUGUCUGGCUUCCAGAGCCCCGGCUCGGCCCUGGCCUGCAUGCUCAUCACCAGAUCCCUGCUGGCCCACCCUUACCUCCACGUCAACAUCUUCCAGCACAUUGGGCUGCCCAUGUUCUCCCGGGACAGAAAGCCCCGACGGAUUCACAUGAUGAGCCUGGGGGUGCUUAACCUGCCCCGGCUGCCAGUGCUGGACUGGGCGUUCGGCCACUCCCUCAUCAGCUGCCACGUGGAGCAUCACCUCUUCCCCCGGCUGUCUGACAACAUGUGCUUGAAGGUGAAGCCCGUGGUGUCCCAGUUCCUCCACGAGAAGCAGCUGCCGUACAACGAGGACUCCUACCUGGCUCGCUUCCGGCUGUUCCUCCAUCGCUACGAGGAGUUUAUGGUGCAGACGCCUCCCAUCACAGAGCUGGUGGGGCUGCAAUGAGGGGGUGGGCCCAAGAGUCACCCCACUCUCCCCCCCGCCCCCAGCCCAGCCCCGGCUCUCCUGCUUCUGCUGGCCAUCCCUGAGGCCAGGAGGGCGAGGGCCCUUGCCCAGUGGGUGUGGCUCUGUUGCUGGUGAUGCACCCAGAGUGUGUUGGCACUGGGCUGGUAGGAGCUCGUGCUGGGGAUCCUGGGGGUCAGCUGUCUUGCUUGCUUUUCUGGGUUUUGAGGAAUAUCUGGAGGAAAGGAAUAAAGGUUAAUCUGGCAUUCUGGUUAA
Phacochoerus africanus (Common warthog) is the source of this 1334-nucleotide messenger RNA. RefSeq names its product fatty acid desaturase 6 (gene FADS6). Bases 33 to 1061 code for a protein of 342 amino acids. Gene Ontology annotation, biological process: lipid metabolic process. Gene Ontology annotation, cellular component: membrane. Lineage: Eukaryota; Metazoa; Chordata; Mammalia; Artiodactyla; Suidae. The transcript has 6 exons. Gene Ontology annotation, molecular function: oxidoreductase activity, acting on paired donors, with oxidation of a pair of donors resulting in the reduction of molecular oxygen to two molecules of water. The record is from RefSeq and is a predicted model, not a curated record.